AUGUCUGCCUAUAUUCUUGCAGGUCUUGCUAUGAUGCUUAAUAUUCGACUCUCAUAUAGUUCAGCUCCAUAUGCACUUAUUAGAUUUAGAUUACCAGAGAAUCUAUUCAGUGUAUUUGUUAGAAGAAUGGCUAGUUCUUUGGAACUUUGGUGUCUACCAGGUUUCAUCAUUGUUGACAUAAUGGACCUAGCAGUUAAACUAAUAAUCAAACCCAUCGGCACCCUUGGCGAUAACACCCUCGCCUCAAAGCAACUCAAGUUCCACUCCAUCAUAUGUCUUUCCAUAGUUGCUCAAUGGUUAAACUUUCUCACAUACGUAAUUUUAUUUUUUGUUUAUUUGGCUGGUGGAGAACAAGGUCGUUUAACCACAUUUUAUUGGAUUAUUGCUGUAUCUGGAUUUGUUUUUGGAAUCAAUAAUCCAUUGGUCUAUGCUGUUGACUAUAAUUAUGUACCCAUCUAUAUUGUUGGUGAGAAUUGCUUUCCAGCUCUAACCUCAUUCAUGCACUAUAUUACAACUCUCAUGUUUGGUAAUAGAAGGAAAUGGGAUAGCGACUUUCUAAUAGUAGGAAUUGACAUUAUUGUAGCAAUACUAAUAUCAUUUGUAGCAGCUGUGGUGUGGACUGUAGCUUAUGGAUUCUGCACAGCCGCUCCCGAGUGUCAAAUUACUUAUACUGCUACUACUAAACAGCUUACUAUCAAAUAUCUGGGUACUGAGACUGAAAAGAAAGGUAAUAUUAAUACUACUGCUGGUACUUACACUUUUACCACCGGAACUAAUACUGUUAAAAAUAUUAAUUCUAAAAUACGUUACUCUUUUAAACUCAAUAGUGGUCAGGAUAGUGCUUUUAAUGCUGGUACUGCUAUAACUGCCACUGUUACUAUUGAGUAUGGUCAUAUAUUUGCUGAAGGAUUCGGUGGUACUGAUGCUAAUCCAUACAUGGUCGCUCCAUUACUAAUUGUCCUCGUUGGUAUGGGUCUAGUGUAUUCAAUAUAUCCUGGAAUAGCCCCUGGUAUGAUUGUACCAUUCUAUCUCAUUGAUAAGAUUGAAAUGGUACUCCUCAUAGCCACAAUAUUUCCACCGGUGAUUGUAGCUAUCCUAAGGAAAACUGCCAAACCCUGGCAUCCCCAAUCACCACUCUGUGAGUGGAAUGAAGACAGUAAGCCUCCAUGGUUGAAAGAUAAACCUGAAACUCCUGGUGAAGGCCCCGGUUACUUCUGGCAUGUCUUUGAUCUAGUGGUUCCUAUUAUGAUCAUCCUAGCCUAUCUAUUCAUAUAUUCAAUUCAUUAUAGAGAUUCCAACAUAUCUCGAUCAAUUGUUAAUCAACCCAAGAUGUCUACAUUUCUAACUAUCGUAUUUUAUAUGUGUCAUGAGAUCUCGUUGGCUGUAGGAUUCGCUGGUAUGAUAGGUAAUGCAGCUGAAUGGACAGUUUUAGCUCAAAUGAUUGGUGCAUUCCUUAUGGUCUUUCUAGCACUCUAUAGUGAAGGAUACAUUAUAGAAUAUAAAAGUCAUGAUCCUAAACAUUGGUAA
This is a messenger RNA of Theileria annulata, 1527 nucleotides long. RefSeq names its product Tpr-related protein family member, putative. NCBI's taxonomy places the organism in Eukaryota, Apicomplexa, Aconoidasida, Piroplasmida, Theileriidae. The transcript has a single exon. The record is from RefSeq and is a predicted model, not a curated record. The coding region runs from base 1 to 1527 and encodes 508 amino acids.